AUGGUAAGCAUAGCUGCUGGUCCGGCUAGUCUAUUAAGCGAAGAGGACGAGGCACAUUUAAGCAAUGUUCUACGUUCGGCUACCCGGUUCAAGAACUUGCCCCAGUUGAAAAGUCGACCACCACCAAGUGAACGUACUUUGAAGGAUGGAGAGAUACCCUCUUACGUUACUGAGUAUUCUCCUGUGGUACAUCUAUAUUCGGAGGAACGAUAUCUUCCCUAUGACAUAGCCGGCUUCGUCAAGCAUUUCCAUGGAGAAUACGAAAAUGGCACUAGGAUCAAUCACAUUGGCAAGAAGGGCCACUUGAGGAUUGAAGAUUUGGAAAAAUUGGCUCCCCUCUCCACCAAAGAAAGCAAGGUAUAUCUGACAUCCAAUGAGGAUUUCGAUACCGAUCCGGAAUGGCUUACAGGAUUAGCCAAUAUGCCUAGUUACUACAAUGGAGAGAUUAAAAAUGCUCCUGCAACACUCAUUGUCGUUGAUAAGGGUAAUGGAUGGAUUGAUGCAUACUGGUUUUACUUUUAUUCUUUUAAUCUGGGGCCAUUUGUGAUGGGGUUUGGACCAUUUGGUGAUCACGUAGGUGAUUGGGAGCAUUCCUUGGUCAGAUUCUAUAACGGCGAACCUGUCAUAGUGUGGAUGUCUGCACAUGGAGGCGGAGGGGCUUAUUUUUAUAAGAAUCUUGAAAAAUGGGCUGGAACUAAACAUCCUGUGAUAUUCUCUGCCAGAGGUACCCACGCCAACUAUCCUAGUACAGGACAACAUGCACAUGACACACCUUACUCGAUAUUGAGUGAUUUUACGGAUAGAGGACCUCUAUGGAACCCGUCGUUGAAUUAUCUAGCUUAUACUUACGAUGGAGUGGAGGUUACCUAUGCGAAUGGCUCGAGACCAUUUCGUGAAGCUCAGUAUGGAAAUUGGCUUCUUUAUAAAGGAACGUGGGGUGAUAAGAAAUUGGUACCAGAAGAUCCAAGACAGCAUUGGUCACCGUUCGAAUGGAAAUACCUUGAUGGACCUGCCGGCCCGUUGACAAAAAACUUGGAAAGAAUCUCGCCUUGCCAAAGACAUAAGUGGUGGAACUUCUGGAAUGGCUGUAACGUUCGGAAGUACAUCAAAUAUGGAGAUGGAUUUUUCGAUAAGGAGGGAGAUAAUAGCUGUGGAAGUUUGUAUAAUAUGAUCAGGCCAGGUAUUUUGAAGACUACAAUAGAGACGAUAACUUGGGGAGGAUGGUUUUGCUGGAUUAUGGAUCUAAUAUUUGGAUAG
Brettanomyces nanus is the source of this 1257-nucleotide messenger RNA. RefSeq lists its product as uncharacterized. Bases 1 to 1257 code for a protein of 418 amino acids. The transcript has a single exon. NCBI's taxonomy places the organism in Eukaryota, Fungi, Ascomycota, Pichiomycetes, Pichiales, Pichiaceae. The record is from RefSeq and is a predicted model, not a curated record.